CCACAUGCCACGAUUGACAUCGUAAAAAAACGCAUUAAUGGCAUGCGGAACUGCUAUAGACGGGAACUUUCAAAAAUAAAAAAAUCGACGAGGUGUGGUGCCGGCGGAGAUGACAUCUACAAACUAACGCUUUGGUAUUUUUACCAAUUAGACUUUUUACGUGACCAGGAAACGCAAACACCGGUUAUUAGUACAUUGGAGGAGAAUGAUUUUGAUAAUGAGGUUGAAUCUCAAAGAACUCGAAAGCGUAAAAAGUCUGACAAUAACUCAGAGUUUCUCGAAAAGGCCAUACAGCAUCUGGAUCAAGCCAAGAACUCAAAUAGGGAACGCGAUGAUGCUGACGUGUUUGCUGAAUCUUGGGCAAUUUUAUUUAGAAAAUUGUCAGCGGAGCAGCAAAUAUACGCAAAACGAGGUAUUGAAGAGAUCCUAGUACAUGGACAGUUGGGAAACCUUCAUAUGAAUUCUGUACAAAUAACCGUCUCUCAAAGAAAUCCAAGGACCUAUACAAUAUCCCGCGCCUCGACUCCAUGUUCAUCGUCGUCUAUUCCCGACCCUUUUCCUACAGUUUACACACAAGCACCGCAAUUACUUAUUUCAAGGCGCACUAUGCCACGAAAUGAAUACUCGCAGUCCGGGUUUGCAGAAUCACCAGAAUUUAUUCACUCAAAUAAUUCUGGGUCAGCGCAAUCUUUUGAUGAACUAUUUUCGGACGCUCAAUACCAGUGACUUUUCAUUAUUUUAAUUUUAAUUGUUAUUAAUUUUAUAAUUAAAUAAACGUUUAUUAAUAAACUAGCU
This is a messenger RNA of Rhagoletis zephyria (snowberry fruit fly), 795 nucleotides long. RefSeq lists its product as uncharacterized. The record is from RefSeq and is a predicted model, not a curated record. NCBI's taxonomy places the organism in Eukaryota, Metazoa, Arthropoda, Insecta, Diptera, Tephritidae.